AUGCUUCUACAACUACCGAUCAUCACGACUCUGUUCUCUUUUGUCUCAGCGCAGAGUAUAGGUGGCCCUGGAAACGUGACAGUCAGCUUCUUCACGUCCGACCAAGAUUGCGAAUCCAGCGACACAAAAGCACCCAUCCUCACAACCCGCGAAAUUCCUACCGAGCUCAUCUGCUUCAACCUCACCGACACAUUCUCCCCCGGCAACAAAAUCAUCUCAGGCUAUCAAGACGCCCUCGAGCCAUGGGAACAUCCCAACUCCAACAUCAGCUUUCAUCUGCAGCAAAACGACUUUGACUCCAGUGCGAAUUACACCCAGAUUCGCUAUGAACUACCCGGGGGCGAAGCUGGAGAGAAGUCAUCGUGGGUGCUUUGGGUCUAUCCACAUCUGAACUGUGAGACUGAAGUGAAGGGUAUUGAUAAUCACGAGUACCCUUGGUAUGAGGUUGACUGUCAGACGGAAAAGGGCGGAGAAUGUCAGGAGGUUAACUACCCAAUUAAAAGUUUUGCUAUUCUAAAUGGGGAUAGGGAUGGGGAGUGCAAGACUUGGGCGCAAUUGGGUGUUGCGACGAGGAUGAGCAGUCAAAUGCCAGGUCUGUUCUAUACUACAGUAGCAAUGGCUGUUGCAAUCUUGGCACUAUAG
Molecule: messenger RNA, 642 nt
Organism: Fusarium pseudograminearum CS3096
Lineage: Eukaryota; Fungi; Ascomycota; Sordariomycetes; Hypocreales; Nectriaceae
Exons: 2
Coding region: 1-642 (213 amino acids)
Source: RefSeq, a predicted model, not a curated record